Messenger RNA from Styela clava, 2301 nucleotides. NCBI's taxonomy places the organism in Eukaryota, Metazoa, Chordata, Ascidiacea, Stolidobranchia, Styelidae. The record is from RefSeq and is a predicted model, not a curated record.
AUCACCUGACCUUACACGAGUGGCCACAAUAGCACUUUAUGUUGAGUGGUAAAAUAAAACAAGUUCGAUUCGGAACUGUGUCUGGUUUAGUGCAUUGGAAUUUCAGCGGCAGUCAGGUUAAGCGUAUCCAAACCCAGAAGGCAAGCUCCCAUCGUUGACUUAUCAGAAGGAUUCCUGGCACAACAAAUAGGCUACUGGCUGAUUGAAGUCAGGGAGUGUGUGCCACAGAUAUUCACCAUACCGAUCAUCAUUUAAAAAUAGUACACGGUCCCCGACUACCGGUGGAUUAUGGCGAAAAAUAUACAAUACUCUGAAGUUGCUUCCACGCAUUCAUCUAGCUCAGCGAAAACAAGACUUUCAUCAACAUCAUCAAAGUGCCUCCAGGCAGAACUGAUGCUUCUUGAAGCUCAAGAAGAAUUGUUAAGAGAAAAAAUAGAAACAGCAAUGACAGAAGCGAAGAAGAAGAAGGCUGAGCUACUUCUAAAGGCUAGUUCAUCAGGGACUUCGUCCAGACAUGGCGACUCAGUGGAUCUCACGAGAUUGCAUUUUUCUUCUGAUGAAACAGUUCACCAACUACCAAUAAGACAAUAUGCUUCAGAUGUAGGUCACGCACAUAUGGUUCGUGAGCCUUCAAAAUCUACUGUUGUUUGGGAAUCUUCCCCUAUUACAAGUGAAGGAGUGCUGCAGAGCUGCGGUUCUGUACCACCUGUGUUAACACAUGCUACUGGUGCGCAUCAGCCAGUAGUAAAUUCAUAUGCAAGGGAAGGAGUGCUGCAGAGCUGCGGUUCUGUACCACCUGUGUUAACACAUGCUACUGGUGCGCAUCAGCCAGUAGUAAAUUCAUAUGGCAGUGGAGGUGUCGUUCAGAGCGGUUUUGCACCAUCUGUGUCAACACUUGCUACUGGUGCGCAUCAGCCAGUAGUAAAUUCAUACGAAAGUGGCAAUCGUCAAGUUGGCGAUGGGAUUUAUCAGGCGGUACCGAAUUCAGCUUUGCCACUUCAAACAGCAACAAGUGCUGUUCCUCCAGAUUAUGGUGCUAUGAUUAAUGCUCUGCGAGAAGGUUUCACAUUGCCCAAAGUUGAACUGAUGGAGUUUGAUGGAAAUCCCCUGCGUUUCCAUGCCUUCAUGAAGUCAUUUGAGACUAACAUUCAUUGUCACCAACAUGCGCCUGAGACAAAGCUUGCACAGCUGAUUCAAUUGUGUUCUGGCAUCGCAAAGGAUGCCAUCAAGAAUUUAGUACUAGUGUCGCCACCAAGCAAGGGCUAUCAGAUGGCGUGGCAAACCUUACAUGAACAGUUUGGUAACCGAACUGUGGUAAUUGAAGCUACAAGUAAAGAGGUAACAAAUGGUCCCAAGAUUAUGGACGAUGACACUCAAGGACUUUGCAAGUUGGCCACUCAACUGCGUAAUUGUGAGAUUGUGCUUAGUGAGUGGAAUGCAAAUUCAUUCAUGGAUGGCUAUGAAAAUCUUGAGCGUGUAUUCUCACGUCUGCCCAUGUACUUGCAACGAAAGUAUGCGGACCAAUUUGAUGACAGUAAACUUCCUACAUUUUCACACUUGGUUGCAUUCGUGGUGAAGAAAGCGCAGCUAACUACUACAUUUUAUGGUCGGAUUGUGACCAAGAAUUCUGCCAAACAGAAAUCAACUAUUCGAGUCACCAAACCUAGGAUGACAAGAACUACAUCGUAUGCAGUCACCAAUACCCAAGAGAAGACUCCAGGACCCAAGGUAGCUGAUUUGCAGUACAAGUGUGUGGACUGUCAAGGAAAUCAUGCUUUACACAACUGUGUCGAGUUUAAAGGGAGAAGUGUUAAUGAUCGCGCCGAAAUGGUGAGACGAAAUAAUCUUUGCUUUAAUUGCUUGUAUCGUUCUCAUCGUGCAAAUAAUUGUCCUUCUAAAUAUGUGUGUCAAGUAAAUGGCUGUGGUAAAUUACAUCACAGUUUAUUACAUGUUGAUCAAAAGAAGCCACCAACCACUGGUGCUCAUUUUUCUAGCAAUGCUAAUUCUCAAAAUAAUGUGUCUGCCCCCAAGAAAGAAAAUGGGGCCGGUGCUUAUUUCGCAAAUGUUAAUUGUUCGGAAAAUAUUCAAAAUUUUGUUAGACUUAAGGUUGUACCUGUGGAGGUUACCAGCAAUGGUGCUUCUGAUGCUGUGUGUACUUAUGCCUUUUUAGAUGAAGGGUCUACCAGAUCCUUGUGCUCCCACAAUUUACUUGCAAAAUUAGGUAUUGAGGGUAAACCUGAAGAUUGUAUGCUCGCAACAGCGAAUGGUAGUAAAUUACACAGGGUAAAACAGUUUCACUGA